This is a messenger RNA of Argiope bruennichi, 1275 nucleotides long. RefSeq names its product tRNA methyltransferase 10 homolog A-like. Gene Ontology annotation, biological process: tRNA N1-guanine methylation. The coding region runs from base 108 to 1076 and encodes 322 amino acids. Lineage: Eukaryota; Metazoa; Arthropoda; Arachnida; Araneae; Araneidae. Gene Ontology annotation, cellular component: nucleus; nucleoplasm. Gene Ontology annotation, molecular function: tRNA binding. The transcript has a single exon. The record is from RefSeq and is a predicted model, not a curated record.
GAUGAAAAUGUAAACAAAAUUCGAACACGCUGCUUCGUAUGCUGAAUGAGAUCUGCAAUUUUUGUAAAAUAUAUUAAAUAAAGAAUUUUUAAAGAAAUUAACUAACCAUGACAGAUAAUGAAAUUCACAAACAAGAAAGUGUGGAAGUAAAUACGGAACUUUCUUCAACCCAACCAGUAAUAUCGAAAAACCAACUGAAAAAACUUAAAAAACAUCAACGGUGGUUAGAAACGAAAGCACAACGUAAAGCCAAGGAAAAAUUAAAACGAAAGUUAAAAAUACAAGAAGCUAAAGAAAUGGGUAGAGAUUUAGGACCUAGUCGAAAAUAUUUAAAAUCACAAAAAAUGUGUGACUCGACAUGUAAAUUAAAAAUCUGUUUCGAUCUUUCAUUUGCGGAUGUUAUGACAGAACCGGAAUUUUCGAAAGCAUUCAAACAGUUACACAGAUGUUAUUCUAUAAAUCGACGAGCUCCAGCACCAUUGCAGCUGUAUAUCACAGGUUAUUCCGAUGCUACUAAACAAAAAAUGAGCAAAAUGUCUGGUUGCUUUAAUUGGGAUAUUAAUUUCAAUUCUUCUCGACACACAGAUAUUUUUGAAAAGAAGAAUAUAAUUUACUUGACCAGUGAUUCACCUAAUGUUAUUGAUGAACUAGAUAAUGAUAAAGUUUAUAUAAUUGGUGCACUUGUUGAUCAUAAUCGUUUGAAGAAUAUCUGUUAUGAUAAAGCAGUGGAGGAUAAUGUUGGACAUGCUCGCUUACCAUUGGAUAUGUAUUUUAAAUUCAAAACAAGAACAGUGAUCACUAUAGAUCAAGUCUAUUUAAUUUUUCUGCGAUUAACACAAGGUAAAACCUGGAUUGAUGCAAUCAUGGAUAUAGUUCCAAAACGUAAAGGUAUUGAAUUAAAAGAAAAUUCUGAUGAGAGUGCUAAAGCAACUGUGGAAGAAUCUCAGGCAGAUUCUGCAGUUGAAAAUAAUAGUUCAUUAAAUGUUGUUGAAAAUAAUAAUGAGAAUUCAUGUGAACAUUCUGAUUCAGAAAAUAAUGAAACUCAAGAAGAAGAGAAAAUGAAGACAGAUAUUUAACAGACUAUAAAAAAGUUCCUUAUUUUUCACAUUGAAUGGUUUAAAUUUCAAAAUAUCAUAUGUAAAAGAAAUCAUAAUUUCAAUAAAAUGAAUUGAAAUAUCACAUUUUGUUUGCAUUACAUCACAGUUAUUUUAAGAUAAACUUUUGCAAGAAGGUUACUUUUUUAGCAAAUGUUUGCAAAAGAAUUACUCUACAUUG